AUGUCACGAAUAUUGUCAUCAUUGUUUCAGUACGCACCAAAAACACUACAACAGACAUGUUCAUCUCAGGCAAUCCCUAGAAGAAUGGUGUCCAGUUUUGACUACCUCAAAAGAAGCAAAAUUCCAACGUACCAUUUCCAGAAGAGCUUGCCUCGUCUUCCCAUCCCCAAACUGGAGGAUACGUGUCAACGCUACCUACUGUCUCAGAAAGCCUUACUUGAUGAGACUCAGUAUAAAUCAACAGAAGCAGCUGUGAAAUCAUUUCAAGAAAAAGAAGGACCAGAUUUGCAUGAUGAGCUUGUCAAACAAGAUAAAAGAAACAAACACACCAGUUAUAUAUCGGGAAUUUGGUUUGAUAUGUACCUGAAAGACCGACGUGCAACUGUACUGAAUCACAACCCUUUCAUGACAUUAGUCUACGAUCCCCGUCCAGAAUACAAUAAACAGCUUCUUCGGACAACAAAUAUCAUUGUUUCAAGUCUCCGUUUAAUGAAAACUCUUGAAGAAAAGGUCCUGGAACCAGACAUAUUCCAUUUAAACCCAAAGAAAAGUGACACAGAAACAUUUCGAAAAAUUGUCAGAUGGCUUCCUGAGGCUGUGUCAUGGUAUGGUGCUUACAUGUUUAAUGCAUAUCCACUGGACAUGAGCCAGUACAAAAGUCUCUUCAAAUCAACCAGAAUACCAAGACCAGAUAAGGAUGAGCUUGUUUCAUCUCCAGAUAGCCGCCAUUUGUUGGUAAUGAGAAAUGGACACUUUUAUACUUUUGAUGUUCUUAAUGAAAAUGGCAGCAUCAAACCAGCUAAUGAAAUCCUUGCUCAUCUGAAAUACAUUUCGGAAGAUUCCCGGCCUCCUGCUGAAUAUCCUGUUGGGGCCCUGAGCACAGAGACGAGAGACACGUGGGCAAAUAUCCGGCCACAUUUGUUGGCAUGUGGUAAUGAAGAAACUCUUAAAAUGGUGGACAGUGCUGUGUUUGUCAUCUCCUUAGAAUCUCAGUCACCACCGACAACAAUUGAAAUGAUUGAAACUUUUCUGCAUGGAGAUGGUGCAAACAGAUGGUUUGACAAAUCCUUCAAUCUGAUAAUACCUCCUGAUGGACGUUCCAGUCUCAACUUUGAACAUUCCUGGGGAGACGGUAUUGCUAUGCUCCGUUAUGCAAAUGAAAUGAUCAAGGAUUCAAAAGAAAGACCUGCCAUUCACCCUGACACACAAGCAUCGACUUCAGUUGACUCUUCCAAAUGUGUUCAGCAUCUUAAUUUCAAUUUAGACUCCAAAAUGAAAGAAGCCAUUAUAAAAGCCCAGGCCAGAUUUGAUGAGGCUACAAAAGCACUGGAUAAAGAUUUUCUAAGCUAUAAAAGGUUUAAUAAAUCUUAUGUAAAAGGAAAGAAACUCAGUCCAGACUCUGUGAUGCAGUUGGUAAUUCAGAUGGCCUAUUACAAAAUCACUUCAGGUGGGCGUGCUGCUACUUAUGAGUCAUGCAGCACUGCUGCUUUCAAACAUGGCCGCACAGAAACGGUAAGAUCAUGCACCUGGGCCACAAGGAAAGCUUGCGACACAAUUUUCAGUUCUUCAGCCUCUGUGGAGGAAAUGUUUGCUACCCUUCAAGAGUGUUCUAAAGUGCACUCUCAGUUAACUAAAGAAGCUGCCAUGGGCCAAGGUUUUGAUCGACACUUGCUUGCAUUAUAUAAAAUUGCGGAACAAAAGAGCGGGAAGUUGCCCAGCUUAUUUGCAGAUCCUCACUAUAAACUCAUCAACCACAUCAUCCUCUCUACCUCUACCCUCAGUAGUGCUGACUAUGAAUUUGGAGGAUUUGCACCGGUUGUUCCUAAUGGCUUUGGAAUUGGAUAUGUUAUUGAAGAUGAUCGAUUAGGUUACAACAUAACAGCAUACAAAGAUCAGCAAAAUUGCAGUGAUAUGAUUGCUGCCCUGAAAGAAAGUCUCAACAAUAUUCACGACAUCCUUGAAGGAAAGAAACCAUCUGAGCUUUGA
This is a messenger RNA of Acanthosepion pharaonis, 1986 nucleotides long. NCBI's taxonomy places the organism in Eukaryota, Metazoa, Mollusca, Cephalopoda, Sepiida, Sepiidae. The record is from the annotation of a GenBank genome assembly.